Molecule: messenger RNA, 499 nt
Organism: Rubroshorea leprosula
Lineage: Eukaryota; Viridiplantae; Streptophyta; Magnoliopsida; Malvales; Dipterocarpaceae
Source: the annotation of a GenBank genome assembly
AGGUUGCUAUUUUGCUUCUUACUGAGAUCACUCCAAAAAGUAUAGCUGUUCACAAUCCCACAGAGGUGGCUAGAUUUGUGUGAACCUUAUGUUAGUGAAGAUGAAUUAAAGCUGAUGCUACGUGGGGCAAAGUUGAGUGGAGCAAUAGAGGAGGAAGAGCAGGAUAUGAUUGAAACUGCAUUAGAGAUAAAGGAUACUCAUGUUAGAGAGGCCAUCAUCACACCCCUUGUUAACGUGGUUGCAACUGAUGCAAGUGCAACUCUCGUUGAUUUUCACCAUCUGUGGGUGACUCACCAAUAUUCAAGGUAGGGAAUUGGUAAUUCAUCUCUAAGGCUUUACCUCCUUCAAGAAACUUGUUAAAAGAUUUCUAUUUACAUGGUACCGGUUUUUGAGCAGCGUGUUGACAAUAUAGUUGGCAUUGCAUAUGCAAUGGAUCUACUUGAUUUUGUUCGGAAGGUCAGGCAAUUUCUUCCUUUGACACACCCUUUUUUCCAUCAUU